UACUGCCGCCUGUGGCGGGGGCCGGACCUCCAUAGCCACCAUGAGCUGCGCGCCAUGGAGAUGUGCGAGUUCGCCUUCAACAUGAAGAAGGACGAGGUCUGCGUGAACCCCUACCACUACCAGCGAGUGGAGACGCCAGUGCUGCCGCCGGUGCUGGUGCCUCGGCACACCGAGAUUCCCGCCGAGUUCCCGCCCUUGGACGAUUACAGUCAUUCUAUUCCCGAGAACACUAACUUCCCAGCAGGGAUCGAGCCACAGAGCAACUACAUUCCAGAGACACCCCCUCCAGGCUAUCUGAGUGAGGAUGGAGAAACUAGUGACCACCAGAUGAACCCCAGCAUGGAUGCAGGUUCUCCAAACUUAUCACCAAAUCCUAUGUCUCCAGCACACAAUAAUCUUGAUUUGCAGCCUGUUACCUACUGCGAGCCGGCCUUCUGGUGCUCCAUCUCCUACUACGAGCUCAACCAGCGCGUGGGCGAGACGUUCCACGCGUCGCAGCCCUCCAUGACCGUGGACGGCUUCACCGACCCGUCGAACUCGGAGCGCUUCUGCCUCGGGCUGCUCUCCAACGUGAACAGGAACGCGGCGGUGGAGCUCACCCGGCGGCACAUCGGAAGAGGAGUGAGGCUCUACUACAUUGGCGGGGAGGUGUUUGCUGAGUGCCUUAGUGACAGUGCCAUUUUUGUGCAGUCUCCCAACUGCAACCAGCGCUACGGCUGGCACCCCGCGACGGUCUGCAAGAUCCCUCCAGGGUGUAACCUGAAGAUUUUUAACAACCAGGAGUUCGCGGCUCUCUUGGCCCAGUCCGUGAAUCAGGGUUUCGAAGCCGUCUACCAGCUGACCAGGAUGUGCACGAUCCGCAUGAGCUUCGUCAAGGGCUGGGGCGCGGAGUACAGGCGGCAGACGGUGACCAGCACUCCCUGCUGGAUCGAGCUGCACCUCCAAGGGCCCCUGCACGACGUUCCCAGGAGGAACCGGCCUCCCAGGCCGGACAGCAGGGAGGUGGCAGAGAUCCGGGAUGCAGCCGGGCUCCCAUCGGAGCACGGCCACAGCGGAGGCUGCUCCUGGUCUUGGACGCGGUGCCGCGGGGAGCUCGAGCUGCAGCAUCGACCCUCCGUUCCUUGCAGCCUGCUGCUGUAA
This is a messenger RNA of Tinamus guttatus (white-throated tinamou), 1140 nucleotides long. It is a transcript of the gene SMAD3, whose product is annotated as SMAD family member 3. NCBI's taxonomy places the organism in Eukaryota, Metazoa, Chordata, Aves, Tinamiformes, Tinamidae. Gene Ontology annotation, molecular function: I-SMAD binding; RNA polymerase II cis-regulatory region sequence-specific DNA binding; DNA-binding transcription factor activity, RNA polymerase II-specific. The record is from RefSeq and is a predicted model, not a curated record. Gene Ontology annotation, biological process: SMAD protein signal transduction; positive regulation of transcription by RNA polymerase II; transforming growth factor beta receptor signaling pathway. Gene Ontology annotation, cellular component: heteromeric SMAD protein complex.